CAUCGAGUCGACGUUCCAUUCUGCGCUGCGUUAACCGAAACGCCUCAGCUCGAGCGAGACAGAAACACGCCUCCCCCCUUCCCCUUCCCCUUCCCCUUCCUCUGCCCACGGAGCCCUAAUCGUCCGCCGAUCCCGCCCGGAGCCACGCAGCCGCGCCCGAUCCGCCGCCGCGCUGGCCUCCCCGCACCCCGAACCCUAGUAAUUCCGCGCGGGGUGGUGGGAUGGAGGAGCUGGUGGGGAGGGCGGUGAGGAAGGCGUUCCCGGGGUUCGGGACCUACGGGGGCGUCGUGGAGUCGUACGACGCCGAGGCGGGCUACUUCCGCGUGCUGUACGAGGACGGGGACUCGGAGGAGGUCGAUGCCGAGGAGAUGGCGGAGAUGCUCGUUGGCCCCGCGAUGCCGCCGGCGCUGCAGCAGACGCCGCCGCGGGGGGAUGCCGCGGACCGGAGGCCGAAGAAGCGGCGGCGCGGGGAGGAGGAGUCCCCCCCGCUGGCGGACGGCGUGAUCCUGGCGGUCCCCGCGGUGGGUGAGUCAUCGAAUGGGGAAAUCGAGCCCGCGACGCCGGCUGAGUCGAGCGGGGAGUUGGUGGCAGGGCCGGCGGAGAAGAAGCGGAAGGCCAGUCCCGCGCCCGAGUCGGCCAGGCCGCUGCGGAGGAGCGCGCGGCAAGCGAAGGCAUCGGCGCGGGCGGCUGAGAUGGAGGCCGCGGCUGCUGUAGCGGCUGCUGCGGACGCCGCUGAGGCUGAGGCUGAGGCUGCGGCUGCCGGGACGCCACAGAAGUCUGGGCGGAAGCGACCUCGUGCAAAUGGGAAUGGACGGUAUCGGUCCGUCUCCAAGGAUUUGGCGGAAGCUGCGGCGGAGAGGCUGUCUCUGAAGCCGGAGCUGCCGCAGUCGUCACAGGGUUUGGAUUUGGGGGGCCUCCCUGUUCUCGACCUCUUUCAAGUCUACUCCUGCUUAAGGUCAUUCACCAGGCAGCUAUUCCUGAGCCCGUUUCCACUGGAGACAUUUGUGGCUGCACUGCACUGCACGUAUGUGAAUCCUUUGAUUGACUGGGUGCAUUUCGCUCUGCUGCGAGCUCUGAAGAGCCACCUGGAAGAUUUCGCCAAUGAAGGAGAUCCUUUCGCGAUACACUGCAUUAGGAAUCUUAACUGGGAGCUUUUAGACCUAGCAACUUGGCCAAUCUUUCUUGCUGAGUACGUAUUAACCAGGGGCUCAGAAUUGAGGUAUGGUAUGAAGCUUACAGACUUAAAGCCAUUGAGUACAGAGUACUAUAGGCAACCUGCAGUGGUGAAACUCGAGCUGCUGCGCUCACUGUCUGAUGAUGUUCUGGAGAUUGGGGCUGUACGGUCAAGGAUGUCUGAGUCAGAUGGAAAUGACGAGGGAUUCAGAAGCUCAGGUUUAAGAAGAAAAAGGAGGGGUUCUUCUGCCAAGGGGGGAGUAGAUUCUUCUCUGCCUCCAGAAGGCUCCGAUGAUAUGGAUGAUGGUAACAGUGAUGAGUGCUUUCUCUGCGGCAUGGAUGGUAAUUUGUUAUGCUGUGAUGGCUGUCCGGCUGCCUUUCAUUCUAAAUGUGUGGGGGUGGUGGAGGAUCUAUUGCCUGAAGGUGAUUGGUAUUGCCCGGAGUGUUUAAUACAGAAGAACGAUGGAUCCAGGAAUAUGACAAAUUCUAUGAGAGGAGCAGAGGUUCUGGGAAUUGAUCCGCAUGGCCGACUAUACUUCGGCACCUGUGGCUAUCUUUUGGUGGUUGACUCAUGUACUGUGGAAUCCCCAUGUCAUUAUUAUGGUCAGAACGAUCUUCAUUCCCUUGUUACAGUGUUGAACUCAUGUCAUCCUUCGUACAGCUCAGUUGUUAAUGCAAUAUCUUUGUUUUGUGGUAUUGCAAUCGCGUCACCCAAUUUUAAUGGUCGGUAUCAGAGUAGCAAGGAAUGCAGUACAUCUGAUGCUGAGACGGACUGCAGACAUUUAUCACCAUUGAAGCAACCUAGUGAAUAUGAGCAGUUCAAGGUGGAACAGGAUAACUCCUUUGAACAUCUUUCUGGAAGUGGAAAUGAAACUACUGCUGAAGAGGUGUCGAGUCAAACACCUCAAAAUAGAUCUGCUAGUUCUAAGAAUGGUCACUGCGAUUCUCAGCAAGAUGUUACUUGUUCACAUGCUAAUGGUUUGUCUGCAAAGAAUCAGAAAGAUCCAUCACCUCGGAAAAAACCAAGUGAUUGCCAUCUCCAUUUAGACCCUGCUAGGUACAUAAACUAUUACAGUUUUGGUCAAAUAGCAGCUUCAGCUGCUGAAGAGCUAAAACACAAGCUGUCUGAAAAUAAGGAAGGGAAGAAACCUGUUCAGGAUGCACUCUCGUUCCAUCUAAGAACAAUAUGUAAGAAAUAUGCUAACAUUUUCGCACUAACUGAUCAAAAGCUUUCUGUCGAACUGCUUAAAGAAAAAUGUGGCUGGUGUAACUGCUGCCAAAUUAGUGGUGGUGUUGACUGCAUUUUCAGGGUAACUGAUGCUAAAUUUAUGCAAGGUCCUAAGCCACAUGCUUUUGAUCUCCGGGCAGAAAAAAAUAAGGAAAGCCAUAUCGUCCUUGCUAUGCAUAACAUUUUGUCAAUUGAAGAACGGUUGAAUGGUUUGCUGACUGGUCCCUGGCAAAAUCCGCAAUAUAGUGAUUUUUGGCGUAAGGCAGUUCUGAAGGCUUCAGAUGUAUCAUCACUGAAGCAGCCUCUUCUAAUGUUAGAGUCCAGUCUGCGACGUGUUGCCAUUUCUGUGGAAUGGCACAGACCGGCAGACUCUGUUGAAGUGGUUGGUUCUGCAGCUCAUAUCCUGGUCCGUUCAUCUAAUAAAUCUUUAAGCCAUGGAAGUGCUAAAAAACCAGGUAGAAAGCCAUCAUCUAAUGGUGAACUCAAAGUUGACUCUCGUGAUGUUGGUGUUUAUUGGUGGAGGGGUGGAGAAUUAUCUCGUCAAGUGUUUCACUGGAAGAGGUUGCCUCAGUCACUGGCCUACAAAGCUGCUCGGCAAGCGGGACGUAGGAAAAUUCCCACCAUUUUAUACCCCGAUGGUUCACAAUUUGCCCGGAGGUUCAAAUACAUAGCUUGGCGAGCUGCUGUGGAAAUGGCAGAAAACGUUGCCCAGCUCAUUUUGCAGAUUAAAGAGCUUGAAUGGAAUAUCAAGUGGACUGAGAUAUUGAGCACUCUCCCUUCCAGCCUUGCUACAAAGGAAACCCAGAAAAUAGCAAGGCUUUUUAAGAAAGUUAUAAUACGAAGAAAACGCAUAGAAGGAACAAAUGUUGAAUAUCUACUUGAUUUUGGAAAGAGAGAGAACAUUCCUCCUGUUGUUUCUAAACAUGGAACAAAAUUUGAGGAGCCCUCUAACGAGAGGAACAGGUAUUGGUUAAGUGAAGGCCAUGUCCCUCUGAAUCUGUUGAAGGCAUAUGAAGCCAAAGCUUUAGCUCGCUUACUGAAAAAGAGAGAAGCCGAUGAUCUUCCUAAGAAGACUAAGAAGAUGCGUGACUCCAAACCCCAAAAGCUAAAAAGAUCAGGGUUUGAUUACCUCUUCGAAAAAGCAAAAAAGCUGUCCAUCAGGCUUUGUGGUCAUUGUAACAAAGUAGUUAUUGCCAGUGAAGCCGUGAACUGCCAAUAUUGUGCAGCUCUUUUCCAUAAAAGACAUUUCAAGGUUCCUAGGGGUGCUGCUGAUGCUAUUUAUGUCUGCAACAAGUGUCUAGCUGAAAAGGUCUUGAAGGUGAAAUCUCCACAGAAAAAGGCUGCACCAAAGAGGACCUCUCCCAGAAAGAAGCAAAAGAAGCAAUCACACAAGAUUGUGACUAGGAGAAAUCAGAUAGUUUUCAAAUACAAGAAAACUGGCAAAAAGGGUAAGCGUGGUCGGCCUAGAAAGAACCCACUGAAUUUAUCAAAGAAAGAAUCACCAAAGAUGCCUGAGAGUGAACCAUCAAAUGUGCCCAAGAAUGAACAGGUGAAACGUAUAUCAAGACGAUUGUAUGAUAAGUACAUGAAAGGCAACUCAAAUAUAUCUGAGCAGGCUGCUAGCUGUUCUAAGAGGAGGAGAACUGCUUUGCAUUAUUCAUACUGGUUAAAUGGUCUUCAAUGGACACAAAAUCCAGAUGAUGAACGAGCAAGAAGUUUUAGGAAAGAAAGAGUUGUUUUUCCAUCCGAAGAUGCUGAAACUUCUGAAGUCAGUCCAGUAUGUUGUUUGUGUGAGAAAUGCUAUAGCGAAGAGGCUAUUUAUAUUGCCUGUGAAAAAUGUGAAGAUUGGUUUCAUGGGGAUAUAUAUUCUAUUACCCUUGAGAAUGUAAACACUCUCAUAGGCUUCAAAUGCCAUAAAUGCCGUCUGAGAGAUGUACCUGUCUGUCCAUAUGCACAAAAUGGUACAAUUCUGGAAGCUCAGUCAGAUGAGGAACACUGCAUCAACAAGUUUGUAGAGGACGAGGACCACAACUGUCCAGAAGAUCUUGGUGCCUAUGGUAAUCAGAAAGACCUUCAGGAUCAUAACAUCGAUAAAAGGUUCAGCGGUCAUAUUACUGAGAAAGAGCUCAAAGAUCAUGAUUGUCUGAAGGAGCUGAAUCAUCAUAGUAAUCUGAAAGAGGUUGGCAGUCAUAGCACCGGGAAAGAGCUGGAUGAUGAGAAAAGUUUGGAAGAGCUAGAUGCCCAUAAAAAACUGAAAGAGCUUGACAGUCCUGGCUCUAAGGAGCCUGAUGCUCAUAAUUGUCUGAAAGGGCUCGACUAUCACAGCAAUCUGAAAGAGCUUGACAGCUAUAGCGCUGAAAAAGAGCUUAAGAAUCACCAUUGCCUGAACGAACUGGACAGCCAUAAUAAUCUAAAUGAGCUUGGCAACCAUAACAGUCGAGAGGAACUUGAUGGUACCGAAAGUAGCAAGUUUGCUGUUGAAGAAACACAAUGUAUGGAAGAACUGGACAGUUUUGAUAGUCUGAAGCUUGAUAAUCAUAACAUUCUGGAAGAGCUUGAUAAUCAUAACUGUCCAAAAGAGAGUAAUAAUCAUAACAGUUCGAAAGAGCUGGACAAUAAUCAAAGUCCAGAAGAGUUUGAUAGUACUGAAGGUAGCAAGUUUGCUUCUGCAACAACACAUUCAGGUGACUUUCUAGCUGAACACUUCAGCAACAUUAGGAUAUCUGGCAAAGAGGCACUGAUCAUUACAUCUGAAACUGGUUCAGUAAAGGAAUCUCUUGCUUUGCAGUCCAAGGAUGAUUCUGAGAACUCUGUUCCCGCUGAGCAUGACAUUGACAUUCAGGUGGUGGUGACUUUAUAGUGUACUGUGGACAGUCAAAGGAAACUUGCAGCCCCAGCAUGAGUGUCCUUAGUAUUGACAUCCAAUGUUCACUUCUUGCUGCUGCACUGGUUGAAAUUUCCAUUGACUGUCAAUUGAAUUGCCUCGCAGCUUGGUGCCAUUGGUUCUAUAGGAUCUUACAUUGGGAAUUCAACCCAAUAAUCUACAAAAAGGGAAAAGCUAGUUUUUGUUGUUUCCUUCGGGAAAUAUGCUGGUCUGACAAGCUAACGUUGGAAUAAUUGACUCUGAGGUCAAGUUAUAACAUUCUCGAUAGGGCUGACAUAGGGACUAGUUAGGUGCCAUUUCCUUCCCACGCUUCACUCUACCAGUCAGAAUAUGGUUUUCACAUUGCACUUUCCUGAUAUUAUGCAUUCAUUUGGAUAUCUCCAAGUAUAAAGGGCUGGUAUCUGGUUGCCCUGCAUUAACACAUGA
Phragmites australis (common reed) is the source of this 5711-nucleotide messenger RNA. RefSeq names its product DDT domain-containing protein PTM-like. The record is from RefSeq and is a predicted model, not a curated record. The transcript has 9 exons. Lineage: Eukaryota; Viridiplantae; Streptophyta; Magnoliopsida; Poales; Poaceae. Bases 222 to 5261 code for a protein of 1679 amino acids.